Messenger RNA from Lutra lutra (Eurasian river otter), 1256 nucleotides. RefSeq names its product butyrophilin subfamily 1 member A1-like. The record is from RefSeq and is a predicted model, not a curated record. Gene Ontology annotation, molecular function: protein binding. The coding region runs from base 1 to 627 and encodes 208 amino acids. NCBI's taxonomy places the organism in Eukaryota, Metazoa, Chordata, Mammalia, Carnivora, Mustelidae. The transcript has 3 exons.
AUGGAGUCACUGCAACUAACUCUAAGGCCAAGAUCUCUACGAGAUGCCCACUUGUCUUCUGUCAGUGGAUACUGGAGGAAAGAAUUUUUCCAGGCUGCAAAUGUUAUUCUAGAUCCAGUCACAGCCCAUCCUGCACUCAUCUUGUCUGAAGAGAACAGAUGUGUAAGCUGUGGAAAGAAGCCUCAAGAUCUACCUAAGGACCCACAGAGAUUUAACUCCCUUCCCUGUGUUCUAGGACACCCAAUCAUCACCUCAGGGAGGUGCUACUGGGAAGUAGACAUCAGAGAUAGUGGAGCCUGGGACCUGGGAAUAUGCAGGAAUAAUGUAAUGAGGCAGGGGAGGAUUUGUGUAAAAUCUGAGGAUGGUUUCUGGGCCAUCAGGUUUUAUAAAGAUGAGUACUGGGCACUCACUUCUCCAGAAAUGCAGCUUACUGUAAGAGAGCACCCUACCAGAAUGUGUAUUUUCUUAGAAUAUGAGGAUGGAUGUAUCUCAUUCUAUAAUAUGACAGAUAAAUCCCACAUUCACACCUUCUCUCAAGGUUCCUUUAGUGGGUCUGUAAGGCCUUUUUUCAGGCUUUGGCUCAAUGAUUCAAAACAUUUGACCAUCUGUCCAGUGCCUGAAGCAUAACUUUUACUGUGAUCCCUCCCCUAUAUUAUCAGCAUCCUAAGACCUGCAGGUCAGUCUGGAUUGAAGUACGAGGACAUGACAUGAAUUCUCCUAUACCGGAAACAAACUAUUUUUUCUUGUCCUUUUCUUUGAUUCUCCCUAACAUUUUAUCUCCUUCAUGAAUGACUCCUCAAAGGCAUGGUGCAGCAUGGAAAAAUGUGUGCUGCUUAUGCUAUGUUUAAUGAAAAUGAAAUGUAUAUACAUAUAAAACAUAUGCAUAUUCAUAUAAUAUAACCAUUUUAUUACUAUAAAUGUACACAAAGCACUAAUGGGUGUGAUUGCCCAAACAAUGUUGAAACUUCUUUAAUAUCUGACAAUGGUAGGAAUAAGGAGAAUAACCUUUUAUUUUACACUCCUUUGUAUCUUUGGGUUUUGAACUAUGUUUAUAAAAUGAUAUGUAGAAAUAUAAAAUUAGUUUCAAUUACAUGAAUAAUAGAAGUGUUGUCAGUUGUCUAAUCAGUAAGACAUUCACAGGGAAGCAAAUAUUUCCUAGUUUAUUCCUCAAUUUAUCCUUUCCUUUUUAUGAAAUUCAUUCUUACACUUUUUAUUCUCUUCACUCUCUUAUGAAAAAUGGGUUCAUUCCUUUCUGU